UAUCCAUGAUGUUGUGUUUUUUUGCCCGUGAUACUUCAGGGUGCAAUAGAAAAUGACCUCUGGAGCAAAGGCAGUCAACGGCGACUAUCUGCGGAAACAGGCCUUGACCUUGCUUACGGACAACUCAUACAAAGCCGAAGUGAUGGGAGGCAAUUUAUUGGGCUAUCUGUUAAAAGGUUAAAGCGUGGUGUAACUUUGAGGUUCGCGAACGAUCACUUACAUCACCCUGGUACAGAAUACCAGAAGGUGCACGAUGCACUUGGUCACAUACCUACCGGGGAGGCUGAGAAUCUGUGGAGACGAGCAACAACUGCUCUCCCUGAUAUGUUUUUGCACCUCUGCAAUGACGGGCCUGUCCUCUAUAUCGGGUUGUUGGCACUCAUGAAUCCAAGUCAGGUAUCUGUCAUUCAGCUGGCUAUGCUAGAACAAACCGCCGCACGUCUUCGAUGGACGUUUAAUUUUGCCACGUUCACCAUUAGCCUUUGGCCGGGCGAAUUGGCCAGCUUGAAGAAUUUUUAUAGACUUCUCGAUCUUCAGAACAAGAUGAAAGACGGCUGUAUGCCGUAUUCAGCGGCAGCUGGUGCUUCAGGCGUGUCAUUAGAAGUUCGGAACGUAUCGUUCAAUUAUCCAGGCGCCAAGUCUGAAAGAGACGCAUUGAAGAAUGUCUCUUUCUCAAUAAAUGCAGGUCAAUUGGUGGUUAUCGUCGGCGCAAACGGCUCAGGAAAAUCGACCAUACUCAAACUCCUGACUCGCUGCUAUGACGUCACAUCUGGCACUAUCGUAGUUGAUGGAAAUCCCAUCGGAGAUUAUCGAAUUGCAGACUUGCGGUCUGCGACAGCUAGUCUAGCGCAGGAGCACACCAUCUUCCCCCUCUCUUUGAGCGAGAACAUCGGGAUCGGGUCACCAUCGUCUGCAACAGAUCUUGACAAAAUUACUCGAGCGGCGAAGUUAGCUGGUGCUCAGGCCAUCAUUGAGAACUUCACCGAUAAAUAUGACACUGUCCUUGAACCUGUCAAGACUUCAUAUCUCAGCUACACGGGGAGGGGGAACGAGGCUCUAGAAAAGGAGUACGAGACAAUGGAGAAAUCAACAACCGUGUCUGGCGGAGAGAAGCAAAGACUUGUUGCCUCCCGAACCUUUAUGCGUAUGCUGUCCGAGGACAUCAAGUUUGUCACAGUCGACGAACCAAGCUCUGCUCUUGACCCAGAAGGCGAGUACGAGCUGUUCAAGCAGCUCAGGGAGGCUCGCCAAGGAAGAACUAUGAUAUUCGUCACGCACCGUUUCGGGCAUCUCACCAAGUUUGCCGACCUCAUUUUGUGUAUGAAGGAAGGGACUGUGGUUGAGACGGGCACGCACCAGGAACUGCUGGACCGCCGGGGAGAGUAUGCUCACUUGUAUAAUGUCCAAGCGCAAGCUUUUACUUGAGCUUAUGGAGCGAGCCUCCAAGGAUGCCAUUCAAGCUGGUAUGCGCUGAACUGUGGAAUUUUGCUAUGUAACAUAAUAACUUCCAUACAGUGUAUUACUGACGCGGCGGCUACACCAGAGAGACUGUAGUCAUGUUAGUUUAACGUCAUUAUGAUCAUUCCGUUACAUCAUGUAUUGUAGAAACAAAGUACUGCUAGCACGCACUUUCACGACUGAC
Molecule: messenger RNA, 1642 nt
Organism: Suillus clintonianus
Lineage: Eukaryota; Fungi; Basidiomycota; Agaricomycetes; Boletales; Suillaceae
Product: P-loop containing nucleoside triphosphate hydrolase protein
Exons: 7
Coding region: 325-1425 (366 amino acids)
Biological process (GO): transmembrane transport
Molecular function (GO): ATPase-coupled transmembrane transporter activity; ATP binding; ATP hydrolysis activity
Source: RefSeq, a predicted model, not a curated record